AUGCGAUCGAUCUUUUCGGUCCUGCAGCGGACCGCAACAUCCUCAUGGCAGCCGGUAUCCAUGUCACUCCGCGACCCUCGCAUGAUAUUUAAACUAGAUUCGAUUUGCGCCAGGUGUCGUCGGCAACAAAUUCGGUUCUACAGCUCUCGUCAGUUGGCCGAUGAUCCCAGGUGGCUUUCUGUCGUCGAUCAUCCUGCGCGGAUUGUGCGGACUGGUAAUAAGCAUGGUCCGGGUUUGAUCAUCUUAGCUCUCAUUCCUAUUGUCUCGUUUGCGCUGGGCACUUGGCAAAUUCAACGGCUCGAUUGGAAGACGAAAUUGAUCGCCAAGUACGAGGAUCGUCUUGUGAAAGCUCCUCUUCCGCUACCCCCACAGGUGGAUCCUGAUGUUAUCUCCGAGUUUGAUUAUCGUCGAGUGUAUGCUACGGGCCGGCUCAGACAUGACCAGGAGAUGUUGAUUGGACCACGGAUGCGCGACGGCGAGGAUGGCUACAUUGUUGUGACGCCUUUGGAAAGAGGAGAGGGCGAGAGCACAGUGUUGGUGAAUAGAGGCUGGAUAUCAAAAAAAAUGAUGAACCAGAAGGAUAGAGCAAUUGGGCUGCCGCAGGGGGAGGUGACUGUUGAGGGUUUGCUCCGAGAGCCUUGGAAGAAGAAUAUGUUCACACCUGAGAACAGGCCGGAACAGGGGAAGUUUUACUUUCCUGACGUUGACCAGAUGGCUGAACUAACCGGCAGUCAGCCGGUGUGGAUUGAGCAGACUAUGGUUCCGGAUCUGAUCGAGUUCUAUGAUAGAACAGCCAAGGGCAUUCCUAUUGGUCGGGCAGCCGAAGUGAACCUGAGAAACAACCACAGCCAAUACAUCUUCACAUGGUAUGGUUUGUGCUUAGCAACAUCCAUCAUGCUGUGGAUGGUCAUCCGUAAGAGGCCCAAUGAGGCCACACGUCGGGUCCGCCAAAACCGGAACUGGUAA
Molecule: messenger RNA, 966 nt
Organism: Aspergillus tanneri
Lineage: Eukaryota; Fungi; Ascomycota; Eurotiomycetes; Eurotiales; Aspergillaceae
Gene: SHY1
Product: cytochrome oxidase assembly protein SHY1
Exons: 4
Coding region: 1-966 (321 amino acids)
Biological process (GO): mitochondrial respiratory chain complex IV assembly
Cellular component (GO): membrane; mitochondrion
Source: RefSeq, a predicted model, not a curated record